GACCAGCACGACGCCGUUGCCUUGGAAGAUUUGCCACGGCUGCUGCCCGACAUGAAGUUCGACAAGUUCGAAGUGGAGGUCAUGGCGGCUUUCCUGGAAGAGGCCCAUGGGCGACACUUGGUGCAGCGACAAAUCGACCUGGCAGAGCAGCUGGGGUUGGGGAAGGCGCUCUUCCAGGAGUUCCGCAAGGAGUUGGAGGUGAUGCUGGAUCUCUUCCACUCCUUCGAUGACAGCAACAGCGGAGUGCUAAAGAAGGUGGAAGUUUGGGUAGCCCUGAGCAACUUGGGGCUGCUGCCCCACAUGAAUCAGAACAAAGUGGUGAUGCUGGUGAUGAUCUCCACGGCCUGUGCCGAUGCGGCCCCCGGACGCCACGACACGCGCCACGCGCACGUGGCGCACGUGGCGCGCGACCGCAGCAACGUGCCCAGGAACUCCCAACGUUGGCUGGGGACCAAAGCGGCCUUGAAGGCUUUGUUGCAGUCCAGCGAAUUCCUGCAACUCUCCUCGCAGGUGGGAAGUCUGGACGAAGGCUGUAUGGACUUCGCACACUUCCUCUACCUGGUCCAUUCGGUUCGGCAGAUGCAGAGCCGUUCGCUGCGCGAGGACUUAGCCCCCAUCUUCGAUCGCAUGCUGCGCAGGCGUAAGAAGGCUGGCACCGCCGUGAUCAGUGCCGUGGGUGUGCCGGAAGUGAGCCAAGCCUUAGAACUCCUGCACAUGGGCCCCAAACAGCGCGAAGAUCAGCUGAAAAUCACGGAGUUUCUGAACGAGGUCAAUGAGUUCGGCUUCACGCCGUUGACGUUGGACUUUGAAGCCUUUGUACGCUUCAUCCGCCAGGUGAAGGAGUGGCAAGCCACGUGCAUGCGCGCCGAAGACCGGGCCUAUGGGGUGGAACUGGGACUCCAGGAGCGCAUGGUCGACGAGUUCCGCGUGAUCUUCGACAUCAUCGACAACACCGGCAGCGGCGAACUGGAUCUGCUGGGUGUGAAACGGGCCUGCGGCCUGCUGGGGCAGAAGAGCCUGUCCUUCGAGGAGUUACGGAAGAUCUUCGAACAGUUGGACAAGGACGGCAGCGGCGCCAUCGACUUCCGCGAGUUCCUGCAUCUGGGACGGGAGAUGGAGUGCCGGGGCGGGCACAUGACCAACAUGGCGAAUCUGGGCAAACAGAAAGGUCGCUCCAACCCCCUGGGGGCCAAUGCCGCCAUCUUCUCGCCCUUUGGCUGGGCGCAGGAGGUCGAGGCCGCCUUUUUUUUCGGAAGUGGGGCGACUGGUCGUGUGACCUGGGAGCCUCCGCCACUUCGAGAGGAGAGCCCCACCUCUCAAAACUCCCAAAUUUCGCAGGCCGACCUGGAUCUGGCCUUGAGCGCGCUGAGCGCGCUGAUUCACGACAACGAGGUGCUUUCGUCCAGGAUCACGAACUACGAAGCGGCACUGAACGGGGUGCUGAACGAAGUGCAAAACUACCGGGAGCAGGCGGCUGCCUUGGCAACCAGUAAAGUGCAAACCAAGCAGCUCAUCGCCUGCCUUACCGAUGCCGCCGAUCAACGCGAGGAGUUGUUACGGCAACGUGCCUCAAGCUGCCUCAGGAUUCAUGAGUUGAUGGACAUCAUCCACGACUCCUUGGAGAGCUUGGGGGACGAGAAUCACAGCCUCUGGCAGAUGGUGCGCCUGGCGCAGAAUGCGGCCAACAGUCCAGCACCAGCACCAGGAAUGUUGGAAUCUGAAGAUGUGCGGUUCGGAAGAUGUCCAGAUUUGAAGAUGUGA
This is a messenger RNA of Cladocopium goreaui, 1761 nucleotides long. NCBI's taxonomy places the organism in Eukaryota, Dinophyceae, Suessiales, Symbiodiniaceae. The record is from the annotation of a GenBank genome assembly.